UGUGUGUGUGUGUGUGAGGGACGUCCGGUAGUGACGGAGGCUCUCCGGUACCGGGAAGUGUUCAGCAGAUUGAGGUUUCGGUUUCGUGGUCCUCCGUUCACAGCGUGCCGACCCUCCAUUAAUCAAUCAGCAUCGAUUAUUGAUGCCGCCGCUGCGCAGCCGCCCCGUGAAGCUCCCAUCAUCAUCACAUCCAUGUUGUUCCACCGGAGGAGGAGUCGGUAGGAGGCUAACAGCGAGCUAACGUUCCCGAGCGGCGGCACCGGGCGGGUUUCUCAUGUCUGUUCAUGUUUUCAUGACGUUCAGCAGGGUCCAGCGGAGCCGUUACCGCCUCGAAGCCCUCCAGACUGUAGAUGGCUGUCGGUCGGUGUUCCGUCGGACGACCCGGUUAGCUUAGCAGGGAGGAUGCAGCAGCUAGCCGCCGUUAGCUCCGCAGCUGUUUAUUUAUAUCGCUGUUAUGUAAGAGCGGAGCCAGUUUAGCCGAGCAGCUAACGUUAGCCUGUCAGGAUGAAUGACGCGCAACAAGAAAUGUCUCCAGAUUUUGUCUUGAUGCGUCUCGUGUCCGCGGCCGAGUACGACCGGCUGGACGAGCCCGACGACCUGAUGUCCGGAGGCGGUGGGUUCGGGUCCGUUAAAUCCGUGCUGGGUCACCACGGCAGCGGCAUCAGCGGCGGGUUUGAUCUGGACCCCAGCGGCCCCUCUGCAGGCCUCGGCUCGUCCUCCCCGCACUACAGCUCGCCGCUCCCCGGAAAAGGUGAGCUGGACGGCGGGCUGGUGUUGACGCAGGCCCCGUCGGGGUCCGAGGCGCCGCUGUCUCCUCCUCCGCCGGAGGACUUUGCCGUAGCGGCUCAACGGUUUGUGGACUUCCCGGUACAGAACGGCUCGGGAGGGCACGGGUCGAGGGCGCAGCUGAUGGUGUUUCAGAACCUGCUGCGCUCCGGGGACCGGAUCCUGGAGUGUGGACUGGAACAGCCUCCCCAGGGGUUUCUCCAGGAGGAAGCAGAGAGACAGAGGCAGCAGCUGGAUUCUGGAUCAGGUACCUGUGCUGGUGGCACAACAUCUGGCCCUGGGCCCGGAGGAGGCGGUAAAGACCAGAACUCAAAUUGCAUCCCCUCUGCAGAGGAAGACCUGCAGUUGCAACAGCCACAGCUCCUCCAGUGGCACCCAGUCCUCACACUGUCCAAGGGGUCUGACAGAUCCCAGAAUCCCCAGCAGGGUGUCCCACCUCUGGACUCGGAGUCCGGGUCAGUCCUGUGCCACCGACACCGCCUGCUGACAGACCGACUGGCUAAAUGGCCCCCAGGCCUGCUGGACCAAGCCCUGCGCCUGGGCCUGCUGGAACCCAGGAAGAACUGCCCUGCCGGGGACGAUGACCCGGUCCUGGCUCUGGCCCGUAGGCUUGGUCAGUUGGGUGAGAGGAGGGAAGGAGGAGAAGGUGUGGCUGGUGAAAUGGUGCUCCCGCUCCCUCGAUGUUCUUGUCACAGUGUCUUGUCCUCUGGGACGGAGGGCAUGGGGCCUGGCGAGGACCCGAGUGAGACCAGCGAUGCCCUGCUGGUCCUGGAAGGCCUGGGCUCUGAAGAGGUGGGAAACCUUGGGGAUGGAGGGGACAUGGGGGACGCUGAUAAAGGAGAGAGGAGGGUCAGUGGGAUGUCUGGGGGGGCGGUCCCUGUGUUCUCCAGCGGGACUCUUAGCGGGCUGAUGCGGCAGGUCCACAGGCUGGCAGAGGAGGCGGGAGUCUGCACCAGUCAGAGCUGCCGCUCGUCGCUGGCCGUCCUUGGUGCUACUUUGUCUCUCCCCCCUUGUGUGGAGUCCAGGCCUCCCAUCAGCAGCACCACCACCAGCCCCUGUCUGUACCCCCCUGUCCGCCCGCAGGCCUUCCAGGCUGCAGGACCCCUCGGUGGUCUCCAAGUCUCCCCAGACCCUCUCUCGUCCUCUAGUCCAGAUCCAAGCCCCCACACCCAGCAUCAGCACCAGUCCCACUCCCAACCCCAGAGCCGCGCCACCACCCCCAAACUCGGUGUGGUCUCGGGGGGAGCAGGACGAUGCGCCUCCCCCCUGGUUGUCCUGGAGGGGGAGGUGGGAGGAAGAGUGAGAGAGGAGGAGAAGACGCCGAGGGGGAAGUCGAGGAAAGGGGGAUCCCUCAAAGUCCGGCUCAGCAAGCUGUUUAGAACCAAGAGCUCCAGCGGGGGGUCGGGGGGCCUGCUGGACAAGAGGCCGUCCCUGGCAUCAUCCACCUCGUCCGGAGGGAGUCUCCUGGACGUGUGGGGGUCCACCUGCAGCAACACAGAGCAGGACGGCAGCAGGCUGCAGGUGUCCAGACCUCUCAGCGCCUUCUCUCCGGUGCCCUUCACUCCUGCGUUCACAGGUGAGACGGUGUCUCUGGUUGAUGUGGAUAUUUCUCGGAGGGGGGGAAACUCUCUUCACCCCCCAACUCCCCCUCCCCCACCCAGACGGAGCCUCAGUCUGCUUGACGAUUUCGGGGGUCCUCCUCAGCAGCAGGGUCCCUUCCUGGAGCGCAGCGUCGGGGCGUCCAUGCAGUCUCUGCCCCCCCGACCACUGGCCCUGCCCCCCCCUCUGAGCACCAUCCAACACAGCCUGAGCCUCAACGACGCCUUUCUCAGAGGGAUCCCGAGGCCCGUCCCGCUGCGGCCCAACGGGCAGAACCCGCCUCCCCGGCUCGCCCCUCGCUGCCCCCUCGGUCGGCCCGACGCCGGCAGCUUCGCCACCAGCCUCAGAGAGCUGGAGAAGUGUGGUUGGUACUGGGGGCCGAUGAACUGGGAGGACGCAGAGAUGAAGCUGAAGGGGAAACCAGACGGAUCGUUUCUGGUUCGGGACAGUUCAGACCCGCGGUACAUCCUGAGUCUGAGCUUCAGGUCACAGGGGGUCACUCACCACACGCGCAUGGAGCACUACAGAGGGACAUUCAGUCUGUGGUGUCAUCCCAAGUUUGAGGAUCGUUGUCACUCGGUGGUGGAGUUCAUAGAGAGAGCCAUCAUGCACUCCAAGAAUGGAAAGUUCCUGUACUUCCUGCGCUCCAGAGUCCCCGGUCUGCCACCGACGCCGGUCCAGCUCCUGUACCCGGUCUCCAGGUUCAGCAGCGUUAAGUCUCUGCAGCACCUCUGUCGCUUCUGCAUCAGGCAGCUGGUCCGAAUCGACCACAUCCAGGAGCUGCCGCUGCCCACGCCUUUGAUCUCCUACCUGAGGAAGUUUUAUUACUACGACCCCGAGGAGGAGAUCAACCCGUCCCUGAAGGAGCGAGGAGCUGAGUCCAGCAGCCAGCCGGGGGUCCCGUCUCAGACGUAGCACCGGAGCCUCUGGGGAGAGCUUAUUUUCUUUUAUUGGACACUCGAUCAUUGAAGGACAUUCAGCAUUCAAACGGACUCCCAGCCAAUCAGCUCCCUCCGCUCAGUCCUGUAUCCGGGCGGGUUUCAGAUGAUCCACCCUCUUCUGUGCACUGUGAUUGGCUCACAGAGUGUCAGCAGGGGAGGGGCAGGGGAUGUGGAGACUCCGCCUCCCUUUUGAUGUCAUCACGGGGCGACUGGACGAAAGGAGACGUGACAUCUCUGUUGUGGAGACAAACAGAGAACCUCAGAGUGAGGACAGGAGCAUUUUGUCGCCUCUGGGAUCCUUUAACUUCCAACACAAACCUGAGAAUGAAAACCCGCUUUGGGAUCUGAACUGACUCUGAAUAAAGUACACGACGACACUGGAGGUCUUUCUCAAUAUGCACUUUGUCAAGUUGAUUUGUGUCCAACUGCAGACAACAGGAGGACAUAAAACAGGACCACAGCACACUCAGCUCAGUGUGUUGAAGCUGCUGGAAAACCAGCUUUUCUCUUCUGAGAUCAUUUCAUUCAGUGAAGCCAAGCUUUAGCGUCGUGGCUAACAGGUGUUAGCACGAUGUCUUCUAACUGGGUGUAAACCAGUUUAUGCACCUGACCGAGCAGCUUCAUUAAAACCACACAGCUAAGAAGCUACGACGGCUUCCUCCAUUUUGGACUCUCUGACUCUCCGUCCACUCAGAGGUCAGCUCUCCCAGGACGGUUUCUUUUUGGUCACUUCAGUUUGAGCAGAUUUACUCCAUGUCUGCCAGUGAAUGAACUGAUUUUGCCCCAAACACAUCCGGUGUGACCAUGUUUGAAAUCUACCCAAAGCAUUGUGGGUAAACCAUGCAGUGCGGUAACAUUUGAACUGGGUCGGUACCUGACCCACGUCUGAAUGCAGAUUGAGAAAGGCCUCAUCGCUGCACCCUCUGGUUCCGUUGUAUAUCCCCCAUGUCCACAUGUCCACCGUCCCCCAGCUUUGUAGUCAAACAUCUGGGAGACGUUUUGGGAUUUUGUGAAGCUGUCGAGUGCAAACUGAAACCAAUUUAAUUCAGUUCAAUUUAAUUUAUUUAUAUAGCACGAAAUCACAGCAGAACGGGUCCAUGACACUUUCCAGCAGGUCUAAACCAAACAUUUCAUUUGAUGGUUUUGUGUCUUUAACCAAAGUGUUGGCUGAAGUGAAAUAGGCUCCUCGAGGGUCCGUUGAGGGGCCCUCUGGAGCUGUGGAUCUGAUCUUCCUCACCAUACUGAGUUGCCUCGUUGUCUUGCAGAAUUGUAUUUUUUGUUUUCAGAGCACUUUAAGGACUUCUGGUCCGUGUUGGCUUGAAAGUUGAGACUGAAAGUUAAUUCUCGCUUUGGGAACAGCAGGUUACCAAAUAAUCUCACCACAAGGUGCAUUUAGUGGCUGUUCUGGAGCUUUGAUGUGCUCACACCAGACGAAACACGUUUACAUGUGCUCAGCAUCGGCUGCAUUUGGGUCGACUGUGUGGAUUCAAGACACGACAACAGGUCAAAGGUCUUGAGAUGUGGUUGAAAGCUCCACAACUGGGAGGACAUUGAUGUGAUUGUCUUGUUUCUGAAGUCCAGAAUGAACUUAAAGUCUCAACUCCCAAACAGUUUGAUUUUAACAUCCUCAUUGAAGAGUGGAGCUUAUUCUGUCACCUAAAGCUCAGAGUUCUCGAGUGUCUGUCGGGCCUGGACCGAUAAGGCUGGAGGGUCAGCAACAUCUGAUUCCAGGUGCAUUGUUUUUGCUAGUUAGCAUUAGCAUUAAUUUAAAAGGACCAACCAGAUACGGGAUUGUGAUGUGACGGUGGUCGCUGGUUCUACAGCACUGCGUUUGGGUCCUUUUCAUGUUUCGAGAUUUUCAAACGUACUCGUCCAGCUGUCUGGUCCAGGACAGACGCGGCUCUCGUGCAGAACUCUGACUUGAAAUGUGACCUUCUAAAACAGCACAAACUGACGAAAACGAACUCAAUUCUAUUUUUGGUAAUAUUCUUCAAAUCGCUGGGUCAAGAUUUAGAGGUAAUGAAGAGAAAUAAAAUAGAUCGAGUUUGUGGAUUUGUAAGAAAAGAAAAUGGAUUUACCUUAACCGCUGCAGAGUGGGACAGAGAACACAUUGGUAAGAACCAGAGGAUCCUGGAGGCGACCGAACACGCCGACUGUUGUGACAACGUUACCAAAAACUGAAUUAAAACAGAACGAGGCUCAACGUGACGACUGCUGAGCCGCGGCGUCACCUUGAUGAUGUCAGGAGUCCCUGAUGUUUCACUGGAACAGAUGCUGGUUCUGGGGGGUUCUGAGUGGGUCCUGACCCAGCAGAGACUGGGAACACUGGAGCUGGGACCCGAGCACCCUGUGGGGACAUGUCCAUGAUGUCAGGACUGUGAGGGGGACUUAAUGAUGCACACUGAAGUGGUGAAUCUGUUAGUCUGUCCUGUUAAUAAAACAGUGUGGGUGGACUGAUGUCUGAGUUCAAGUUCCAGACCCACCAGCACGGUUCUGCCAAGACUCUA
This is a messenger RNA of Scatophagus argus, 5833 nucleotides long. RefSeq lists its product as uncharacterized. The record is from RefSeq and is a predicted model, not a curated record. Lineage: Eukaryota; Metazoa; Chordata; Actinopteri; Scatophagidae. Gene Ontology annotation, cellular component: phosphatidylinositol 3-kinase complex. Bases 505 to 3300 code for a protein of 931 amino acids. The transcript has 10 exons. Gene Ontology annotation, biological process: intracellular signal transduction; phosphatidylinositol phosphate biosynthetic process. Gene Ontology annotation, molecular function: 1-phosphatidylinositol-3-kinase regulator activity.